Molecule: messenger RNA, 674 nt
Organism: Saccostrea cuccullata (small rock oyster)
Lineage: Eukaryota; Metazoa; Mollusca; Bivalvia; Ostreida; Ostreidae
Product: mediator of RNA polymerase II transcription subunit 22-like
Exons: 4
Coding region: 143-565 (140 amino acids)
Biological process (GO): regulation of transcription by RNA polymerase II
Cellular component (GO): mediator complex
Molecular function (GO): transcription coregulator activity
Source: RefSeq, a predicted model, not a curated record
UUUGUUAUUUUCUUUCGUUUUUUUUUGAUAGACGAAUUCAAAAACGGACGAGUUAUCUCAUUCUACUUUCGAUUUCAACAAAGCCGAUCAAAAAUUAUCACCAUAAUGUAACGUUUUGGAUCUUGGAGGAAAACAUUCCAAAAUGUCUCAGGCGAGGAGCCUGCCUCAGAGCAAAGAGGCCCUUCUAAAGUCUUACAACAAAAAGUUAAAGGAUAACAUCCAGUCAAUGCUUGUCAAUUUUGAAGAGAUAAUCAAACUAGCCAGAAUGGAUGAAGAUUCACAGAUAUCCAAGUAUACACAGACAGAGGAAGAUCAGUAUGAAAUGCAGGUCCGGGCAGCCAAUAUAGUGAGAGCAGGAGAAUCUCUGAUGAAGUCUGUGUCUGAUCUGAAACAGUUUAUGAUUCUGAAUGACUUCCCCUCUGUAAAUGAGUCCAUCAUCAGGAACGCCAAGAACUGCAAGUCUCUCCAGCAGGAUCUGGAUAACAAACUCACCUCCCUCAGGGACGAAAUGGCCAUCGACUUGUUUGAGCUAGAAGAUGAAUAUUACUCAUCUGCCUUCAAGUGAACCUCUUAUAGAAUAUAGACAAACACAUUGUAUUUUUUAAUGGAAUUUCCAUCUGUAGUGACCCUUAAUAUGUUCAUGUAUGAUGUGUGACCAUUUACUAGUUGAUUAA